Paramacrobiotus metropolitanus is the source of this 639-nucleotide messenger RNA. Its product is annotated as acidic leucine-rich nuclear phosphoprotein 32 family member B-like. Gene Ontology annotation, cellular component: nucleus. Bases 1 to 639 code for a protein of 212 amino acids. Lineage: Eukaryota; Metazoa; Tardigrada; Eutardigrada; Parachela; Macrobiotidae. The transcript has 2 exons. Gene Ontology annotation, molecular function: histone binding. The record is from RefSeq and is a predicted model, not a curated record.
AUGUAUGGCUACCUGUGGGAUCAGCCUGCUGAUUCGAAGACGAUUAUUUUAGAUGAGUUCCCACUUGCUGAUUUUUGCGACAUACCCCUCACUCGGUUCACUGAUCUCCAGUGCUUGUCCGCAAAUGCUUGUGGAGUGUCUUCUCUGCUUGGUUUGACACAGUUACCCAACCUGACGUAUCUGCAACUCAACGACAACCUGUUGGGGUACUCCACCGACCCCCAUUUUGAGAUCCUGGCGACAGCGACACCUAACUUGAAGCGACUGACUUUGGCUCACAAAGGCAUCAGUACCGUGGAUUUCUUGGAGCCAUUGAAAAACCUGUCGGCACUCCAUACCGUGGACCUGUUCCGCAACAGCGUGAACCGGACCCAUUCCAGUGAACUGUUCCGUGUUAUCCCCCAGGUUAUGCGAUGGACUGGAGAGGAUGGAGACGUCGAAAGCGAAAGCGACGAAGAGAUGAAUGACCUUACUUGGCUGCUGUCGGACGAUGAUGUGGACCACAUCUCCGACUCCGCCUUGGAACCGGACGUAGAUGAGUCGGCCUCGGAUGCGGACGCUGAUGAGAUCCCGGACACGGCCUCGGAACCCGACGGCAACCGCCAGGAUGGCGAUGACGACGUAGUUAUGCUUAACUAG